AUGGGACCUUUAGGAAACCCAAAAUUAAAGGCAACAUAUUGGCACAGUUCAUGCAUUGGGACUGAAUGUAUUUUGCAGGAGAAAGGGUUAAGGAUUUUACAAGCAGGGGAGCUAAGCUUCGGCAGCCACACUCAGCCUCCCUCCUCCUCCCUCCACACAGAGCCUCACACAGCCUCCCUCCCCUCCUCUCAGAGCCUCACACAGCCUGUGAACGUUCCGAGAGAUGUAACAAAUCUGUACCAGGAACCAACUUUAGCACGACACAGGCAAGAUGAGGCGAGUUGGCAAGCUGCAGGUCCAGGAGGGAACCCUGUCUGUGCUGCUUGCUCUGUUGGUACCUUGCUACUCACGGACUUACAGGGUGAGCUCCUAUGGCUGUGGACUGUAAUAAUAAGAAGAAGGAGAAUAGAAUUCUUUCUCAGCUGUAGGAUCAGAGAAGAUACCAGGAUGAGGAACGGCAGGGGGCUCCAGGAUCAGUGGGCUGAUACAGUAGCAGUGAGACCCAGGACAACCGAAAGACACAUCACUGUGCACAGAAAACUGGUGCUGGGCUUUGCCAUCUCUAUAUUGGCUCUGAUUGUGGUGACUAUCAUAGCUGUCAUGCUUAGUGUCAGGUUUGAGGAAUGUAGUGAUGGCUCAAACAGGGUCAUCAAUAGUACCCUCCUAGAGGCAGCCAGGUUCAACCAAAACCUGGACACCGGCAAGGAUGCCGGGGAUGGUCCACACCACUUGCCUGAAAAAGAUGCAGAAGAAAGCUGGAAGCCAUGGACCUUUUUGAGGCUUCCUACUCACCUGAGACCCCUACACUAUAAUCUGAUGAUCACAGCAUUCAUGGACAACUUUACUUUCUCUGGAGAAGUUAAUGUGGAGAUUGAGUGCCUGAACGCUAGCAGAUACAUUGUCCUGCAUGCGCACAGGUUAACUGUGGAGAAGGUGCAAGUGGCAGAGGACAGGGUUGCUGGGGAUGUGAAAGUUUCCAGCUAUUUUGCUUACCCUCCUAAUCAAGUGUUGGUGGUGGUUUUAAACAGAACCUUGGAUGCACAGAAAAGUUAUAAUCUAAAAAUCAUUUACAAUGCCAUCAUAGAGAAUGAGCUGCUUGGCUUCUUUCGGAGCUCCUAUGUGAUACAUGGAGAGAGAAGGUCACUAGGUGUUACCCAGUUUUCUCCUAUUCAUGCAAGAAAAGCCUUCCCUUGUUUUGAUGAACCGAUCUACAAAGCCACAUUUAAAAUAAGCAUUAGGCAUCAAACUUCUUACUUGUCUUUAUCGAAUAUGCCAGUGGAGACAUCAGUUUUUGAAGAAGGUGGAUGGGUUACAGAUCAUUUUUCACAGACUCCUCUAAUGUCGACAUAUUACCUUGCCUGGGCUGUGUGCAACUUCACCUAUCGAGAGGCUAGAACAAGGAGUGGCAUUUUAGUGAGACUGUAUGCACGCCCUGAUGCAAUCAGAAGAGGGUCUGGUGAUUAUGCCCUCAACAUCACAAAGAGACUCUUGGAAUUUUAUGAAGAUUACUUCAAAGUUCCUUAUUCCCUACCAAAACUGGAUUUACUAGCUGUGCCUAAACAUCCGUAUGCUGCUAUGGAAAACUGGGGUCUAAGUGUGUUUGUGGAGCAAAGAAUACUACUUGAUGCAAGCAUUUCUUCAAUUUCCUAUUUACUUGACGUCACUAUGGUUAUUGUGCAUGAGAUUUGCCAUCAGUGGUUUGGAGAUCUGGUGACACCGGUGUGGUGGGAAGAUGUUUGGUUAAAAGAAGGACUUGCACACUAUUUUGAAUUUGUUGGGACCGACUUCCUCUAUCCAGGAUGGCAUAUGGAAAAACAAAGAUUUUUAACUGAUGUCUUACAUGAGGUAAUGCUGCUUGAUGGAUUAGUCAGUUCUCAUCCAGUUUCCCAAGAAGUAUUGAAAGCGACAGAUAUUGACAGAGUGUUUGACUGGAUCGCAUAUAAAAAGGGGGCAGCCUUAAUUCGAAUGUUGGCUAAUUUUAUGGGCCAUAAAGUAUUUCAGAGAGGAUUACAAGAUUACUUAACAACACACAAAUAUGGAAAUGCGGCAAGAAAAGAUCUGUGGAACACACUCUCCAAGGCCAUGAAGAAUGAAGGUAAAUCUGUGAACAUCCAGGAAGUAAUGGACCAGUGGACUCUACAAAUGGGUUAUCCUGUCAUAACGAUCCUAAGGAAUGAAACUACUGAUGAUGUAAUAACAAUUACUCAGGAACACUUCUUAUAUAACAUGGAUGCAAAUAUCAGAGACCCUGAUGCCAGGAAUAAGAGUUACCUUUGGCAGAUUCCAUUAACAAUUGCAGUUGGAAAUACAAGUCACAUCUCUCCACAGACAAUUAUAUGGGUGUCUAACAAAUCAGAAUAUCACAGAAUUCCCACACUAGAGGAAAAUAAUUGGGUGCUGGGCAACAUUGAUCAGAUUGGCUACUUUAGGGUUAACUACGAUGUGAAGAACUGGAGAUUACUAAUUGACCAGCUAAUGAAGAACUCUGAGGUCAUCUCUGUCAGUAAUCGAGCAGGACUGAUCGAUGAUGCUUUCAAUUUGGCAAGAGCUGGCUAUCUGACUCAAAAUAUUCCCCUGGAGAUUUUAAGAUACCUUUCCGACGAGAAGGAUUUUCUUCCGUGGCAUGCAGCAAGCAGAGCUCUUUAUCCUCUAGAUAAAUUGCUAGACAGAACCGAGGACUACAGUAUAUUCAGUGAAUACAUAUUAAAACAAGUGGCAACAAUGUACUUUCGACUUGGAUGGCCAUCUAAUGGACACAAUGGAUCAAUAGUUCAGACUUCCUACCAGGCUGAAGAACUCAGACGGGAAGUUAUCAUGUUGGCUUGCAGUUUUGGGAACAAGCAAUGUCAUCAAAAAGCAGCAACAAUGAUCUCAGACUGGAUUUCUAGCAACAGAAACAGAAUUCCACCAAAUGUCCGAGAUAUUGUCUACUGUACUGGAGUUUCCUUAAUGGAUGAAGACGUAUGGGAAUUUAUUUGGAUGAAAUUUCAUUCUUCCACAGCUGUGUCAGAAAAGAAAAUAUUAUUGGAAGCUCUUACCUGCAGUGAUAAUAGAAAUUUGCUGAACAGGCUUCUUAACUUAUCCUUGAAUUCAGAAGUAGUUUUGGAUCAAGAUGCAAUUGAUGUUAUCAUUCAUGUGGCACGAAACCCUCACGGGCGAGAUCUAGCAUGGAAAUUCUUCAGAGACAAGUGGAAAAUUCUGAAUGCAAGAUAUGGAGAAGCAUUGUUUAUGAAUUCCAAACUUAUAAGUGGAGUAACAGAAUUUCUCAACACUGAAGAAGAGCUGAAUGAGCUUAAAAACUUUAUACAGCUCCACAAAGGAGGGUCAUCUGUAUCAUCUCUAUCCAGGGCAGUGGAAACAGUCGAUGCCAAUGUCCGAUGGCAAUUACUGUACAGAGAAGAACUAUUUCAGUGGUUAAGAAAAACCUUGAAACAUUAAACUUUGAAACAAAAGACAGUGAUUUAAUUAAUCAACGAAGACACAUUUCUUGGAAGAGACCAGAAUGCAUGCUGUAAAAUUAUUAAAUAACAGCAAAGAUGGGGCACAAUAUGCCUUUCUCUAUUUUUGCACUCGGCUCUUUUUCAAAACUGAAGAAACUUUUUCAAGAGAAGUGACUGUGAGAAGUCAUUCCAGGAAACAUUCUAUAAGAAGCGCAUGUUGAUGUUAUUGUAUAUUUUUCAAGUUCUAUUUUGUGCAUGGUCGUAAAGUGUGCUUAUAUAUCCCAGCAUGCUUUCCUUCAAUGUCCUUGUUUUGCGUUUGAACUGCCUUUACAUCAAAUAGCAGGCAUUAUGCAAAAGCACAAUGACUAAAUAUGACAAUCAUUGCAAAUGGAAGUCAAACAUGAGGAUGGAAUCAACAUACAAAAUAUUAUGUCAAGCAGAAAUUAUGACUACACACAGCUGUAAUUAUAAAAAGUAAUUCCCCAAAAUUAACGAUUUAGCAGUGAUUGAUAUUUCAAGUAUGACAAUGACAAACAUUUUGAAAGUUAAAUAAUGUAAUGUAAACAUGCAUAUUAAAUUGAUUUUUAUUGCUUUUCUACCAUGGCCAUGAAAUGCUUAGGGUGUACAGAAUGCCAAGAAAAGACAUAUAAUAUAUAAUAAAUAACCUUUUUUUUGUGUAUUUACAAACUCAUCAAACUAUGUUCUGUAUAAACAUAAUGUUGUGUCAGCACCAACAAACAAGCCCCACAAAUAUCAGCAUUUGUAUGUCUUUUAAAUAACAGAAAUAUUGUGGUUAUUAUUUUAUUUAAAUCGUUAUGUAUUUAUCAGUAUUUGUCAAGAAAUAUAUAAGACAAAUGCAAAGAUGAUAUCAGUCUAUCAGAUAUAUAUAAGAUCCUAUGGAAACAUGCUUCUCUUGAGCUAGUAUUGUUU
Pelobates fuscus (common spadefoot toad) is the source of this 4370-nucleotide messenger RNA. RefSeq names its product thyrotropin releasing hormone degrading enzyme (gene TRHDE). Gene Ontology annotation, biological process: proteolysis; peptide catabolic process. The record is from RefSeq and is a predicted model, not a curated record. Gene Ontology annotation, molecular function: peptide binding; zinc ion binding; metalloaminopeptidase activity. NCBI's taxonomy places the organism in Eukaryota, Metazoa, Chordata, Amphibia, Anura, Pelobatidae. The coding region runs from base 1 to 3438 and encodes 1145 amino acids. The transcript has 20 exons. Gene Ontology annotation, cellular component: cytoplasm.